AUGGAUUGUGAAGGGAUAUUAAAGGCUGGGUCGGAGUCCCAGGACUCCGAUGAGCCGGCGCCGCCAGGAAUCUCCAAGGCCGACUUCAACAAGUCUGAUAUUGGAAUACCAACAACCGCAACUCCUAAACCGAGUACGAGCACUAUCGGCUUCAAGCUAGUCCCGUCACAGAAAGGAGUAGAGAAUGCUAAGAAGAGAUUGAGAGCAUUCUCCAUACAGAAGAAGAGUCCAAUAGCACCUGUUCCUGUUCCCAAAGCUAUUAGCGGAGGAAAUACAACAGUAUUCAUCGGUAAACUAAACCAUGUGAAGACUACUCCGAAGGUAGAAAAACAAGAUGAUGCAGAACAGAAGAAGCCACCAAAGCCUCCGAAACCUGGUCAGGCUAGGAAGAUUAUGCAAGAUUCCUACACAGAACUUCAAAAGCGUACGUUACAUGAGAUUGAAGACAUGAAGCGUAAAAUGGAACUUGUGGACUUAGGCAUACCCUUAGGUCUCAUCUGUCCUAGUGCUACUAAUGAUAAGGCUAUGCCUACCAAAGCUAUGCCGCCUAUCAAGACAUUUUUGGAUCCGUCUAAAUUAGACGAAAUCAUUAGAGAAGCUAAGAAAGCCAAAGCUGAAGGUAGAGAAUUCAAAUUCGAUUAUCAAAAGAUAUUACCAGAUUAUGACAAUCCUUUCCAACGCAAAAAGGAUGAAAUUGAAAAAGUUAGAAAGAUAAGUGAAGAUAGAGAUAGAGAUAUAAGGAAAAAGUUAGAUAAAGAAAGAGAUAAAGGUAGGAGAAAGAGUGAUAAGUAUGAUAAAGAUUCUAGACGACACUCCAGUCAUAGAAAAGAUGAUAAGGAUAAGAGAAAAGACGACAAAGAUAGACAUAGGGAUAGGGAUAGAGAUAGGGAUAAAUCAAGAGAGAAAACAGAAGAGAAGAGAGAGGAUAAAAAGGAUGAAAAGAAAGAUGAUAGAAAAGAUGAGAAGAAAGAUAAAGAACAGACUCCUGUAGCUAAGAAGAAAUCAGACAAACCUGAGAAAGAUCCAAAAGAAACUGACGUGAAUUUAAGCGAAUAUUUAGUUUGUGAUAGCUGGUCGUUAGACAAUGAAGACAGGCCACAUCUCAGUCCAAAAGCCGAUGACAAACUCAAAAACAUACCAAUACCGAAAGAAUUAAAACCUAAAGAAACAACAGACGCGAAAAAGGAUACCACAGAGAGUCCAAAAACAACUCCAGCUAAGAAAAUCGAGAAGCUACAACCAGUAAUCGAUUCAUUUAAAUUCGAAAUCGAUCCAAACGAUGACGAAUUACUCGAUAUGUUUGACGAGAGUUGUGACAUCGAGAAAUUUGCAACAAAAACUCGUAAAAAGGACGAUAGCAAUAUUUUUGAUUCUCCGAUAGACAUGAAGAUAUUUGAUUUUGAUCAGAGUAAAGGGUCGGAUGCUUUAACAGAUGACACGUUUUUGGAAUCAGUCAUAAAUGAGAUAAAACAAGAGAAAUAUGAGUGAUGAAGACAGUCAGGACAAAGGUUUAGUGGAAUAUGACUCUCCUUCUAAAGAAAGUCAGAGUCCUAGAGUGGACAGGAUCUCUAUAACUCCUGAAUUAGAUGAGAGAAUGUUUGUGAAUCUCCAAUCAAGUAGAAGCGAUUAUUCAGACGGGUACAGGUCUACAGAAAGUGGGUAUAAGUCUACGGAGAGUGGGUAUAAGUCCAGUGCCAGUAGCAAAGGGGAUAGCUACCGGGCGUCUGUUGAGAAGGAGUUGGUGGGUAAUUUUAAUAAGUUCACCGUUGAUUCGCUGGAGACUUGGAGCUUUGUGCUGAAGAUCUGUCAGCCUUUGUUGUUCAGACAUGAUAAUACCAAGUGUUUUAGAUACACACGCACUGUGCCCAAAAUCUGGUACUCAGAGAAGGCUAAAAUAUGCCCUUGUGUGAAGGAUCGUGAGAUUGUGUACAACGAGCUGGAGACGUGCAAGAUGAAUCUAGUUGACCGCGUCUACGGAUGUGACCAAAUACCAGAAGUUGAGCUACCUAAAUCGCGAACCUGGUAUCCACGUUUCGCGAACUGCCUCUCAGAAUCGAACGCCCUCACUCCCAUAGUCCCAGCGAGCGAUUGGGAGGCAGAUGACAGUCAGAACGAAACUCCUCUUGUCAAGGACAAGAGGAGGUCAAGCACUCCUCAAAGAAGCGAGGAGGUAUACCUGGAUAGAGAGUAUCAGAGGUAUGUCAGCAGUAGGUUCAUGGAAGCUGUUUGGCCAGACGUAGCUGAGUCCAAAGCUGGUACUCCCAGAAGUACCACGCCAGUCAGACAGGAGAAUAGAAAGAAGAAGGCAGAAGAUAAAGAAGGCGACGCAGAAGAUAAGAAAAAAGCUAAGAAGAUGAAGUUGAGUAGUGAAGGAUGGAGUCAGGAGUCUGAUAUUGAGGAGGAGGUGGAAAAGAGUAAAAAGAUUAAAGAUAAGAAAAUACGCAAGAGAAAGCACUCAUCUUCACUAUCAGAGAGUGAUGAAGCUACAAAGAAGAAAAAGAAAUCCAUAAAGAAGAAGCAGAAGGAUAGCUCAAAGGCAAAAACAAAAUUAGCGAAACGUCGCCGGCUAAGCAAGAAGUAUUUAAAGAAGUUAAAAGAAAAACAAAAGAAAAAGAAGAAGAACGAGUCAGAAGAUGAGGAUGAAGAAAAAGAAAACAAGAAAAAAGAAAAGAAAUUGAAAAGGAAGAAACUACAAAAGAAAAAGAAAGCUCAGAAAAAGAAAAAGGCGAAAGCUAAAUCUUCUAGCAGUUCAUCAUCCUCUACAACAUCCAGUAGCUCAUCAGACACGGACUCCGAAGCGGAGAAGAAAAAGAAGAAGAAGAAAAAUGCAGAACUUAAAAAGAAGAAACGGAAAAAGUCUUCUUCGGAGUCCACUCAAAGCGAAGAAUUAUUCGACGUUAAUAUACUAAAUAAUAUCAAAACAGAGAGACUGACGGAUGACGAGAAGAAACAAACUUUAGUCUUCUCUCCAAGAAGACAGAAACCAAGAGAAAUAAUCAAUGUGAAAGAGUUACAAAAUGAUUUUGUAGGUAAUAAUAUACAUAUUAAAAAAGAAGUAGAAGAAACGACUAGACAAGAAGUGGUUAAAAUGACGGACAUAGAAUUGGAGGAGAAGGAGUUCGCGACGGAAUCUGACUCGGUCGUCGAACCUGUUGCACCUGAGGUGACUGAAGUACAUGAGAUCAAGGAAGAGAUCUCUUUCCAGGAGAUCCCGUUGCCCGCGCCAAAACAAACAGAGAGAAUACACACAGAACAGAUCGCUGACAAAGACACGGACACGACACAGACACAUGAAGAGAUAAUCGAACCUAGUACCCCAACCCCGACAGACUUAUACGACCCUACUAAACCCGAUACAUCACCGUCGCCUCCGGAUAAAGAAUCUCAAGAAAGCCAAGAACCGCUCCAACCACAGGUAGACCCACCGCUUCUCGAAGAGUCCAACCUCUCCCAAUCUUCUCAAGAAUCCACGACCAGCAAAGAUGUUCCAUAUGAAAAGGACGACAGCCAUCUUCGACCGUCAUCACAGAACUCCAAUUAUAGUUUCAAUGACGUCAUCAAUGCCAGUCAGCAUUACCAAAAGGAUGAAGAGGAUAAAUUCCAGGAGUAUGAGCAAGGGAACUAUGAGAUGUAUGAACAGUUGGCUAUGGCGUAUCAAAGCGAUGUCGCUAAGCAGUCGACCCCAUCAACCGGUGAAGAUCCGUUCUUCGCAUCACAACGCAUAGAGACAGUGGUUCGAGCACGGUCGCGAGGUGAAAUCAAAUGUGACUGGCGCGCGGGAGACGAACCCAGUACUCCUGUACCUAGUAACAACCAACGACCUUCUAGAUGGGGCUUAAAACCAGGGCAGGUGAACAUAGUGCUAACAGGUGGGGACGACUACCUCCCGCGGAAUGAAGAGCCAAUCUAUCAGAUACAGACUAUUGCUAAUAGAAGCGAGAAUAACAGUUCAGGUAGCUACGAUGAAGCCUACGAAGACAUGUACGGUGCGUCCGACCGCCUGCAGUACGGAGACUGUUUCAACACGGACAUCGAACCCCAACCCGCUGAAGAGAGCAACGAACCUAUUAAACACAAAAGCAGCCUAGAUGAUAGGAUAGAUCAAGCUUUGAGAAAUACAGUGCUCGGCGAAGUGGCUAAGGAAGCUGAAGAGGACGGAGAUAAAGACGGCCCGGAGAAAGGAAUCUUAGUCACUAAAGCGGAAAACCGUGGAGCUAAACGAGUGAGCUUCGCGGAUGGAUACAAGCCCGGCCAAGACUCCGACGUCGAAGAACCGCCGGUUAGGAAGAAAAAGAAGCCACGUCGCUUCGGUUGCGCCUGGCCUUGUCCAGCGACUCACAUAGACCACGUGCCUCUAUGGGACGCCCUCCCCCCGCCACCCCCACCGCCCGGCUCCCCGCCACCCAACAUACGACUAGCCAUGCAAAUGAUGAUACAAGCACCCAUGUUACAGCAACAAAACAUGAUGCAACCUCCCAUGAUGCAACAAGCUCCAAACAUGAUGCAACAACCGCCUAACAUGUUGCAACAACCUCCGAACAUGUUACAGCAACCGCCUCAGUUGUUGCAACAGCCUCCUAAUAUGUUGCAACAGCCGCCGCAAAUGUUACAGCAACCGCCGCAACUGUUGCAGCAACCUCCACAAAUGUUGCAGCAACCAGGCGUCAAGCCUAUGAUGUCAGCACCAUUCCCUAUGCCUUCGAAAUUAGGUGAGUUUACUAAAAUGUCAAAAGAGACCCCAGCGUAUCAUUACCAAACUUCCUCCCGCCGGAGCCGCCGCCCGGGCUCCUCACGUUCCCGAUCACAUCUAUCAAGACAAAUAUCAACUAA
Spodoptera littoralis (African cotton leafworm) is the source of this 4830-nucleotide messenger RNA. The record is from the annotation of a GenBank genome assembly. NCBI's taxonomy places the organism in Eukaryota, Metazoa, Arthropoda, Insecta, Lepidoptera, Noctuidae.